CUCCCACCUCCAACUCCUAGCAUCUGGCUCUCAGCCUCCUGACCUCCUGCUCCAGUUUUCAAUUCCCAGCUCCAAACCUGGUCCUUGUCCUCCAUGGCGCUGGCUCUGAUGCUGGCCGUCCUGGUCCUCACUGCCUGCAGCCCAGGCACCCAAGGUAGUGACAGUGGGGCUCUCGAUUGCUGUCUUAAGUACAGUCAGAAGCAGAUUCCAGCCUCUAUCAUCCGAAGCUACAGGCGGCAAGAACUCAACCAGGGCUGCUCCAUCUCGGCCAUAAUAUUUACUCCCUGGAAAAGCUCACAGGCAGAUCUGUGUGCUGACCCCACCAUGAAAUGGGUGCAAGACCUGGUGAAAAAGCUUGACAAGCAUGGGGGAACCCUGCCCAAACCCAAACCCCGAAACUGCAGAAAGGAGAAGGGAUCCACCAGGCCAGGCAAGAAGAGCCGAGAGACCAGGAGCUGCAAGAGAACUGAGCAGACUACAACCUCCAAAAGACCCGCUACCCAGUGAUGGCAUCGAAGAUUCCAUUGACCCUGGUCCCCUCACUGCCGCCCCCUCUUAAUGUCCCCACACACACACCUCCACCCCACCCCAUCCCUGCCCGGCUCUGAGCCAUAAUAUUCAGGUCGUGGAAAACAACUAGGCAUGACUCCUGGUUCUAGUCCCAUGCCUGCCCAGCUCACCCUGGAGACUCCCUCUUUCUUAUGCUUUGAGUUUUCUGUCUAUGUUCCCAGGCCCUCAAAGGCCUAGAGCUGCAGAAACAAUGCAAGAUUUCCCAGAGCGAGGUAGGGGGAUGAGGGGUUGACCCAGCCCUUCCUGGGAAAGGUUUCCCCUGGUCCUCCCCUGGGGCCUGACUCUGGUCCCUAUCCCUAUUCUGUCCCUUUCCCCAUAGCCUAACCCUGCCACUGCUGCUGGCAAUAAUGAUUGACUUGUCCCUCCCCUCAUUGUAAAUACUUUUUGUAUCUAGACUCAAU
Dromiciops gliroides (monito del monte) is the source of this 971-nucleotide messenger RNA. RefSeq names its product C-C motif chemokine ligand 21 (gene CCL21). Gene Ontology annotation, cellular component: extracellular region. Gene Ontology annotation, biological process: neutrophil chemotaxis; positive regulation of GTPase activity; G protein-coupled receptor signaling pathway. The record is from RefSeq and is a predicted model, not a curated record. The transcript is spliced from 4 exons. The coding region runs from base 94 to 507 and encodes 137 amino acids. NCBI's taxonomy places the organism in Eukaryota, Metazoa, Chordata, Mammalia, Microbiotheria, Microbiotheriidae. Gene Ontology annotation, molecular function: CCR chemokine receptor binding; chemokine activity.